This is a messenger RNA of Trypanosoma rangeli, 609 nucleotides long. RefSeq lists its product as uncharacterized. The transcript has a single exon. The record is from RefSeq and is a predicted model, not a curated record. Bases 1 to 609 code for a protein of 202 amino acids. Lineage: Eukaryota; Euglenozoa; Kinetoplastea; Trypanosomatida; Trypanosomatidae.
AUGAAAAAGAAAUAUCUUUCUUUUCUUGUUGUAAUUAUUUUCGUUGCUGGUCAGGUGCAUGGUGAUAAAUGUCGUGCUUAUACAGGCAAUGAAGAUGAAUAUAUGUCCUUGGAGUACCUUGCAAACUAUGGAAAUGUUUCGAUGACGCUGAGUAAAAGGGAGGUUACUCUUGGAGUGAGUUUUUGUCGGCCAAAAAAUUUUUCUUCUUUUUCUGAGCAGUGUGGUUCUGGAUAUAUGAUUAUGUACGAAAAGGGUUGCGAGGGUGUUUUUGUUUUUUCAGGGAACCUGAGCCGUAAAAACAAAACACUUUUCUUCACACUCCGAUCCACUCAAAAACUGAUGGCGAAUGUAUACGUGGAUUGCGACGAAAACUUGAUUGAUUUACGUGUCUUGUCUGCUACUGAAACAGGGAACAUGACGUACGAGUUUCGUCUCGCAUCCAUGACUGUCUGCCCCGGAUAUAACCCAUCUGGAAGUGACAACUUUCUCUCGAAAGGUUAUAUUAUUGCUAUUGUUACAGGAAUUGUUGGAGUGGUUAUUGUUGCAGCCGCUCUUUUUCAGUGGAAGUCUAAAAAUCGUUCAGAUGAAGAUUAUAGUCAGCUUAUUUAG